Amyelois transitella is the source of this 2516-nucleotide messenger RNA. RefSeq lists its product as uncharacterized. NCBI's taxonomy places the organism in Eukaryota, Metazoa, Arthropoda, Insecta, Lepidoptera, Pyralidae. The transcript is spliced from 4 exons. Bases 104 to 2488 code for a protein of 794 amino acids. The record is from RefSeq and is a predicted model, not a curated record.
AUUCUUUCGUUCGGUUGAGUAAAAGCGUUCCUCUGCAAAUUUUAGUGUAUUUAUUAAUAAUUUGAGAUUAAAGUGCAAUAGAAAGUUCGCAUCGUGAUAAAUAAUGGAAGGAGAUAAAACUAAUUAUCCUUAUAAGAAGGGGCGUUACAUACCCGAAACGGAAUCACAAGAUAUUUUCAUGGAAGAGGAGCUAUUGGGAACUGAGUCACAAUCAGUUUUGAGUAUGUUACAAAACGUCAAUGAUGAUGGUGAAACGCAAAAUGAUCUCUCCCAAGUAAACCCAUAUUACCUUUGCGAUGAUGAGACUCAAAUUGAUACACAGAAAGAUCAAGUGGAUACAGUGGACAAGACUCUGGAUGAAGAAACUCAAAUCUACCAUCGGUCCCCAUCUCUGGCAGAAACAGGAGUGCAUACAAAUGACGAUUAUGCAGCUGAAUUCGAGUUAUUUCUCCGAGAAUAUAAUUACAAUGUAAAAGACAUUGAUCCUGAUUCAAAUAAUUUGGACUUAUUUGAACAUACAAUUACGGAAAGAAAUAUAUUGGAGGACGAUUUUAUCGAAGAAAACAAUGUAGAUGUGACAAUAAAUGAAGAUAUUUUUUUUAAGGAAGGUUGCGGUUGUGAACGACAAUGUACAAAACUCUUUCCUCGUGACGAAAUACUUGCUUCUAGACUAGAUUCCCAAAACUUAAAUGGUUACUGUGACCAACAUGUAAAUCAUCAAAAUAUUUUGUUAAUGGGGGCCUUAAACUGCUUGGCAAAUACAACUCCUGAAACAGCGAAGAAAGGCCACAAAUCUAAGACAAGAGAUAGAGCAAAUGUAGACUAUAAAUUUCGCGGGAUCUCGGUAUGUAGAUCUUUUUUUCUUUUUGUAAAUGGAGUAGGCAUGAAGAAAUUUCGAAACAUUUUGAGGCAAAUUAAAAAGAACGGAAUUGAAGUCACUGCACACAAGUCAAGCAAAACUAAUAACAAAACUCUUACAUUAGAACAGCGUGUGCAUGCUGUUACGUUCAUUAAGAACUUCUCGUUACAAAACUCACUCGUAUUGCCUGGUCGAAUGCCUUGUUAUCGUGACGUUGAUUUACACAUUUUACCCAGCAGUAUGAGCAAAACCUACAUAUAUGAGAAAUACUUAGAAGCAUGUACGAAAAAUGAAACAAAUGCCGUUGGUCGUACCUCAUGGUAUCAAAUCUGGAAAGAUUUUUGCCCAAAUAUUGUAAUACAGCAUCCACGUACGGACUUGUGCCAUGUCUGUCAUAAAAAUGUAACAACAUUAAACAAGAUGGCUUCAAUGAAUGAAGAAUCUAAGGCUAAGAUUCUUCAAGAAUCACUUAAUCAUCUAACUAAUGUUCAGACUGAAAGACAAUAUUACUCCAACUUAAUAGCUGAAAUAGCUCCAACUGUAGUCAACAUGGCUCUUGGCCCUCAUGAAGCUUGUGAUUUUGAUGGUUUGAUGCAUUAUUCGUUUGAUUUUGCUCAACAGGUUCAUUUGCCACACGAUGCACAACAAGUUGGCCCUUUAUAUUUUUUGACAGGUUAUAAGAUCGGUCUUUUCGGGAUCGCUAUAGAGCCAAUGCACAAAUUUGUACUUUAUGUAAUUCCUGAGUCAUGUGCGACAGGCAAAGGAGCGAACGUUGUUAUUUCUUUUCUCCACCAUUUUUUCGAAAACUUUGCCCUAGGAGAGACUAAAGUCGUUUGCCACGCCGAUAAUUGCGCUGGGCAAAAUAAAAACAAUUAUCUUAUACAAUACGGAUUAUGGCGGGUAAUGACAGGAAGACACAAAAGUUUUCAGCUAUCGUUUCUACCUGUAGGCCACACCAAAUUCGCACCCGACCAAUAUUUUGGUUUGUUUAAGAAGAAAUUCCGAAAAUCACAAGUCAGUACGGUAAAAGACGUUUGCGAAGCAGCUGUAACAGCAUGCCGAAUGACAAAUUCGAUUAUGUCAGUAAUGGUCGGUAACGAGGUUGGUGAUACUGUAAAUGUUAAAACGUAUGAUUGGGUUAAUUUUUUCAAAACCAAAAAACCGGCUACUGUACCAAAUUUACUCUCGUACAGCCAUUUUAAAACAGAUUUAUCUUUAGCUGGUCAAAUUGCUUGCGAAAAGUCUGCCACUGGCGAAUCUUGCGUCCAUCAUGUUAUAUUUAAAGAUACAUUUAGUAUUGACCAGAUGCCUGAAGUUAUCCAACCACAAGGCCUCUCCUACGACAGACAAAAAUAUCUAUAUGAAAAAAUUAGACAAUUUGUACCACCUGAAUCCCAAGACAUACUUUGCCCCAAGCCUUGUCUGCGCACAUCUCAAGAUCCUUUGGAAAAUCUUCCCCAAAUGCUUCUUACUCAGUCACAGCCAAGUUGUAGUGGUGUACAAUCUUUGCCAAAUACAAAACGUAAAAAGCCUACAUGCACCUAUUGUGGUGAGGUUGGUCACAGAAACCAAGUUCGCGGUGGUGUCUAUUUUUGUAAAAAAAGGCGUUCAGAACAAGAAAACCUUUAAUAUCGUGUAACUCGGCCAUAAGGACCCU